Cottoperca gobio is the source of this 1277-nucleotide messenger RNA. It is a transcript of the gene rnaseh2a, whose product is annotated as ribonuclease H2, subunit A. Gene Ontology annotation, biological process: mismatch repair; DNA replication, removal of RNA primer. The coding region runs from base 148 to 1074 and encodes 308 amino acids. Lineage: Eukaryota; Metazoa; Chordata; Actinopteri; Perciformes; Bovichtidae. The record is from RefSeq and is a predicted model, not a curated record. Gene Ontology annotation, cellular component: ribonuclease H2 complex. The transcript is spliced from 9 exons. Gene Ontology annotation, molecular function: RNA-DNA hybrid ribonuclease activity; RNA binding.
GUUAGUGUUGGUCCUCCAGACCAGCUGGUGGCGGUCAUGCACCUAAACAUUUGCAGAAGAAGAAGAAGAAGAGGCAAGUGACGUCAUUCCAAGGGCGCCAAAUCUGCAGCAGACAAAAACACAACAUCGUCUAAAUAACUAGCUGUCAUGGACCUCAGCCCCUUUGAAACAGACAACUCGGUCAGCUGCCGCCUGGCCUCUCAGAUCCCUGAUGUCUGCCGGACUGAGGACUGCUGUUUGGGCAUCGACGAGGCAGGCAGGGGGCCUGUGCUGGGUCCCAUGGUGUAUGGAAUAUGUUUCUGUCCAGUUUCCAAAAAGCAGGAGCUGAAGGAAUCGAAAGUGGCAGAUUCAAAGACUCUCACAGAGGCAGAAAGAGAGAAUCUUUUCCAAAAACUGGAUGAAGCCAAAAGUUAUAUAGGCUGGGCUCUGCAUAUUAUCUCACCAAACACCAUCUCUACCAGCAUGUUACAGAGGUCAAAAUACAACCUGAACGCCCUUUCACAUGAUUCAGCAAUUGAUCUAGUACAGUUUGCCUUGGACAGUGGAGUACAGCUCAAAGAGGUGUUUGUGGACACAGUCGGCCCAGCAGAUAAGUAUGAGGAGAAACUUUCAAAGAGGUUUCCAGGUAUCGAAGUGACUGUGAGGCCGAAGGCUGACUCCCUCUUCCCCAUCGUCAGCGCAGCCAGUAUCUGUGCGAAGGUGGCCAGGGAUCAUGUUGUAAAGGGCUGGAACUUUGCUGAGGACCUGGGAGAGGUGGAUUCAGCCUACGGCUCAGGAUACCCGAGCGAUCCCAAGACCAAAGCGUGGCUGCUGAAGUGCCUGGACCCAGUGUUUGGUUACCCUCAGUUUGUUCGAUUUAGCUGGAGCACUGCACAAACCCUGAUGGACAGCAAGGGUGUGACUGUCCACUGGGACGAUGAUGACGAGGACGGGGAGAAGGCGGCCCAGCGGCACAACAACAGGUCCAUGUUGGCCUAUUUCAGUGCAUCUGCUGGAGGUAACGACCAAAACCCAACUCGCCAGACACACCGCUUCUUCACUGAGCGGAGGCUGAAGAGCCUUGACACACUCUGAAGACAACACAGUAGAGGACACACACACACAGACAGGAAAUCAUAAGCUCUUUGUAAGAUUUUCAUGUACAGGCAAAACGGCGAGUCUUCGGCACAGAUGUGGACUUUGAUGAAACACCCAUGCAGAUUUAAAUGAAGAUCUUUCUUUAUUUGUUCUUUUUGUAUCUGUUUUUUUUAUACAUAAAAGUAAUGUUUAAAACUCAU